GCUGUUGUUGGACAGUUUUUUCAAAACGAUAACAUUGUUAAUGGAGGCAAUAUUUCCUUUUACUUUAUGGAAUUGGAUUAAAUUCUAAAAUUAGUUUUUUAUAACAAAGAUUUUUUUUAUUUAGUUUGCUAUUAUUAAAUAUUACUUGGAAAUUCCUUUUAUAAAUACCUUAUGUUUGUUGAUGUUGGUAUUAAUUUGAAAUUAAAUACUCUGUAGAACACACUUGCCGCCGUCAUUCCCGUCAAACUGACCGAUACGGGGUUCUCCUAGGGAUGGAGAUGGCUGGAGAUUGCAAAUACUCGUGCAAAACUCCCAGUGAAACUCUUCAAUGGAUUCUUGCAAUCCGGGACUUCAUUAAGCCUUAUCAGUUCUUCCUCGAUGCGCAUGUCGUCAAUUUCUUCAAGGACAGACUAUGGGAAGCUGUGGAGAAAGAGUGGAUGGAUUGUCUACAAGAUGAACCUGUCGAAAAUCUUAUCCAAAUUCCUUCUGGUGUGUUGCAGGAUCACUGGCCUGCUUCACUUAAGGAAUUUGUCAAUUCUCUGAGGUCUCUUUCUCUUCCUAGAAAGCAGGCAAAUCUGCAGGAGGAAUUCCCACUAUUGCACAUGGCCUCUCUGAGUACUGUUCUUGCUCAAGGCAUGAACCGUAAGAAAAGACACGAAGUGGAAGCGCUUGCUGCGGUUGUAGGUGUGAUUGCCAGAGAAGUUGAAACCAAAGCCAUAGUUGAUGUUGGUUCUGGUCAGGGUUAUCUUGCACAAGUACUUUCAUUUGAAUAUGACCUUUCUGUUGUUGCGAUUGAUGCCUCUUCACAUCAUGGAAAGAUUACUAAUGCACGUGCAGAAAGAAUUAGGAAGCAUUAUGCGUCGAAGAUGCGCAAAUCUGGAUCAAAAGGCAGAGAAUUGUGCGUGCCAGAGACUGUUACCUGUCAAGUACUGUCCUCUGAGACAUUGAAGGCGUUGAGUAAUGGCUCACUCCAUGCAUAUAGUGUUCAAAAAAAACGUCUUUUCAGAGAAAGAUCUAUUGGACACAGUCCAGUUGAGUACAAAUUAACUCCUCAUUCGUACAGGAUUGCUGAUCCACCAUUGAUUCUUGCUGGACUUCAUGCCUGUGGAGAUCUUUCAGUGACUAUGUUGAGGACAUUCUUGGAAUGCGAUGAAAUAAAAGCAGUGAUUAGUGUUGGAUGCUGCUAUAACUUGCUGUCUGAGGAAGCUCCUGCCAUGGAUGGUUCUACUUGUGGUUUUCCGUUGAGUAAAAGUGUUAGAAAUGUUGGGUUAUUUCUUGGUAAAAGUGCUCGCGAUCUUGCUUGCCAGAGUGCAGAUAGAUGGAAAGGCUUAGAACAAGCUGCUGGCCUCCACAACUUUGAAUUGCAUACAUUUCGUGCUGCCUUCCAGAUGAUUCUGUUGCGAUAUUAUUCAGAUGUAUUGACAAAAAGUCCUGCAGUAGGACGCCAAGGAAAAACAUUACGCCGCCAACACUAUAAUAGAACCUUGGAAUCUAAUCUGCAGUGUCAAGGCCCUAGAGGAUCUAGUGGAGGCUCCUCAAAGAAUAUAAGCGAUGAUAAAACUAAGUGCUCUCUUUCCAUCCUUGGUUGUGGACAUGAUGUCAAGAAGGGUUUAGGCUGUGAUGGGGAUGAGGAUGCCUUCUUUCAUAAAACAUCUUCCACUCCGAGUUUCAGAAGUGGAACUACAAAUUCGGUGGACAGUUUUUCAUUAUUCAUGAAAUUCUGUGAAUCUGGGCUUGCCCGCCUGGGACUCCAGUCACAGGAAAUUGAUUAUCUUGACAUAUGGAAGGAGACACAAUCUUUUUCUAGGAUGAUAGGGCCUUACUGGUCUCUUCGUGCUGCUCUUGGACCCGUUUUGGAAACUCUUAUUUUACUUGAUCGGUUACUGUUCCUCCAGGAGAGCGGUAAGUGCCGGGAAGUUGGCCUGUUUCCUGUUUUUGACCCAGUAUUGUCUCCUAGGAAUAUGGCUAUUAUUGCCAAGAGAAUGUGAAGUCUACCAGUUGUGUUUAUGCCAUACAUUAUCUCCUCUGGUAUUGCCAAGAAAAGUUGGAACAUAAGAUUAUUUAGGAUUCUUUGAAUCAUGCAUUGUAUUGUAUCAGGCCAUUAGGACAUGUAGUGACUUGAAAACUAUACUAGAGGAUUUUUUUCUUCUUCACAAAGGGACCGAAAUGUCAGCACACCUUACUUGGGAGUGUUUUGGCGAAAUAGGAGUCGCCAUGUUUCUCUUGCUAGAUGCGCUUAAAUCGAUCAGCUCUUUUUAUUCAUGUUUCGAGCCAAUCAAGCCAUCUAUAUAAAAUAAUACUCCGUAGCAUGCAAUGUUGAGUUUUCAUUUGGACCUACGGAGUAGAGCUUCCUUCGAAGUUGCAUUGAACAAAAAUGUGAUUGCGAAGACGAGUCAAUGAGUUACAGCUAGAGAAAUACAAGAUAUUUGAGUGUUCCUGGUGACUCCAAUUCAUGAUUUAUACGAUGCCAUUUGGUGUACCUAUA
Messenger RNA from Cuscuta campestris, 2485 nucleotides. NCBI's taxonomy places the organism in Eukaryota, Viridiplantae, Streptophyta, Magnoliopsida, Solanales, Convolvulaceae. The record is from the annotation of a GenBank genome assembly.